AUGAGGGUGUGAAUUUAGUCGUCGUCCCAUUUGUUUCCUCCAUAAACUUCAUUCCUUGGCUUCUGUUCCCAAAUAGUAGGGGUUCUUGUCGAAGAAGACAAUGAGUGCGACUUCUAAAUCCGUGCUUCCCUUUGGCAAGCACAUUGCAAUUGGAGGCGACAAACCCUUUCUGCCCCCCGAAAUCAUCAUCAACAUUCUCAAAAGGCUUCAUGUUAAAUCCCUCGUUCGAUUUCGAUUUUGAGCAUCGUUUGUUCCUGCAAUGGCUUGCUAUGUGCAAAACUCCAUGAUGAUAGCGGAUCUGCUCGUUCGCUCUUGCUCUGGAACCCUGCGAUUGGAGAUGUCAGGGGCAGUGGAUGAACAUGAUCUUCAUAUGAUAGUUUCAUUUGACAUAGCAAGGGAACUAUUUUCAUUCAUACCAAUACCUUCUUCAAUAACCCCUCAUUCAGAUUCAGAUGUAAAGCUUCUUGUGUAUGAGAACAAACUUGCUAUGUUUUGUUGUCCUUACAAGAUUGGAAGCGUUGAUUCUCCUUUCCUUGAUUUAUGGGUGAUGGAGGAAGGUAAUUGGACUGAGAAACUUAGUAUUGGUCCAACAUCAGAUUGGUUAUAUCCCUUGUGUAUUUGGAGGAAUGAUAUCGUCUGCACUAAUAUGACAUACAGUAAUGAUUAUCCAGUUCAAGGGUGGUUAUGUGAAAGUGAGGAUGAAGAAUGGUAUGGGACAGACUUUUUUCUAUCCCUGUUCAAUCUCACUACUAAUGAAUGGAAGUCCCACAAGUUCAUUGAUCGAGUUAAUUAUUAUGAGGACAUUUUUAAUUAUGCAGAGAGCCUAGUCUGUUUGCAGCAUCCACAAUGAAUAGCAAUUCCAUGAAACGAAUGUACCACAGAUUUAACGUUUGAUUGUGUGAUCUGUAAUCCUUCAUGAUGCCCCUUUUUGAUCCACUAUGUUAUCAGAUGUUAAUCUGUUUUCAUAUAUGAAUACAAUGCUGUGUAGUUGCUGCUGCUAUAUAAACAAUUUGGGUUUUGUUGUCUAUAUAUCAAAAGUGCAUGACACACGGCAGAAUUAUAUUGUGUAAUUAAACCAUGAUGGGACAAAAGAAGCCACUUUAACAAAGUUUUUCUCCUUUUUUGCCCUGUGAUUUUAUAAUGAUGGUAGCUAGAUCUCCAUCUCCUUGUUCACAUUUCUGUGAAACCAAAUAAUUAAGCCCUUAGAUUUGGGUUUAGUCGUGCGGUUUAAUUAUUAUAAGGUAGUAAAAAUUUAUAUUAAUUCUUGAGUAUUAUGAUAAGAUUGUGAUCUGGCUAGUCAAUCUGAACAAAAUCUG
Molecule: messenger RNA, 1316 nt
Organism: Prosopis cineraria
Lineage: Eukaryota; Viridiplantae; Streptophyta; Magnoliopsida; Fabales; Fabaceae
Exons: 2
Coding region: 260-850 (196 amino acids)
Source: RefSeq, a predicted model, not a curated record